CAGUCCAAUAAUCUCAUUUUUACAAUCUUUCCCUAUCUUCAGUCAAGUUUCCCUUUCAUUACAUCAACUCUUCCUCACAAGCAAAAUAAAGGGUUGAUCUUUCUGCCUAAUCUCAUUCUCUGCAACUUUUCCUUUUCUAGUAUCCCCCCUCUUUUUCACCUCUUCCAAACAGCUCCAUUAACUCAUUAUCAACAUUCAACAACUCCUGCACUCUGACUCCUCUUCUGUUUUAAUGCCCUUUUUUCUCUCAUGGAUUUGGUCACCAUAACAACUCCAACUGCAGUUGGUCACCAUCUCUAUCUUUCUUCCUCCUGCUGUGAUUAUGUAAAGGAUGAUUCUAGCUAGCAAGUUUCAUUCUUCCAAGAAAAAUCAUGAGUUUCAAUGGCGUCAAUCUUCAUUUCUUCACAUUGGUUCUUGUUCUUGUUCUGGUUCCUGCAUUUUCUCUCAACACAGAUGGGGUUCUCUUGCUUUCAUUCAAGUACUCGAUUCUCAGUGACCCAUUAUCAGUCCUCGAAAGCUGGAACUACGAUGAUGUGACCCCAUGUGCAUGGAAGGGAGUGACCUGCACAGAACUAGGCCAACCACGCUCGCCGGACUUGUUCAGGGUCACUAGCUUGGUCCUCCCUCGUAGCCAGCUUCUGGGUUCAAUUCCUUCAGACUUGGGCUUCAUUCAGUAUCUGAGGCAUCUUGAUCUUUCUAAUAACUUCUUAAAUGGGUCAUUGCCUAGUUCAUUUUUUAACUCCACUGAACUGCAAGUGAUUUCUCUUUCAGGCAAUGAGAUCUCCGGUGAGUUGCCUGAGUCUAUUGGUGGAAUGGUGAGUUUACAGUUGUUGAAUCUUUCUGAUAAUGCAUUGGCUGGGAAAAUACCUGAGAAUUUGACCACUCUGCAAAAUCUUACAGUUCUUUCUUUAAGAACUAAUUAUUUUUCUGGUUAUGUUCCGAGUGGUUUCAAUUCUGUCCAAGUGUUAGAUCUGUCUUCAAAUCUUCUAAAUGGGUCAUUGCCGUUUGAUUUUGGCGGGGGUAAUUUGCGUUACUUGAAUCUCUCAUAUAACAAGCUUUCAGGGCCAAUUUCACAAGAUUUUGCAGAGAAAAUCCCUCAGAAUUCAACCAUUGAUCUCUCUUUCAACAACUUCACAGGAGCAAUCCCAGAGUCUGUCUCUUUGCUUAAUCAAAAAACUGAAUCAUUCAGAGGAAAUAUGGAUCUUUGUGGGAAACCAUUGAAGAAUCUUUGCUCAAUCCCAUCAACUCUCUCUACUCCACCAAAUAUUUCAACCAUUUCACCAGCUAUUGCAGUCAUACCAAAACCACUUGAAUCAACUCCAGUAGCCAACUCGUCUUCAGGAACCCAAAACGCUACUGCACAAAACCAAACCCAAACCGGUCUAAAACCAACCACUAUAGCUGCCAUUGCGGUGGCAGAUUUAGCCGGCAUAACCAUUCUUGCUCUAGUUAUUCUUUAUGUAUACCAGCUCAAGAAGAAGAAGACUCUCAACCAAAAGAAUAACAAGAGCGAGCAAAAACUCCCAUCAGAAACCAUAAUAUCUAAACUUGAUCAGGCGUCGUCGGCGGAGCCAAGAAAAACUACUGCCUGUUCAUGCCUAACUAUUAAAGCUGAAGCAACAUCAGAAGAAGCAACAACUUCAGAUAGUGAGCACGACGGCGGCGAGGGCAGCAGCCAGCAGAAUGAAGUGAUCAAUGUGAACCAGCAUCAGCAGAAUAAAGGAGGAAAGCUGGUGAUAGUCGACGGGGAGACUGAACUGGACAUGGAAACACUACUAAAAGCAUCAGCAUACAUAUUGGGAGCUAGCGGAGCAAGUAUAGUUUACAAGGCUGUGCUCGCAGAUGGUUCUGCGUUUGCAGUGAGGAGAAUAGGAGAAAGUGGUGUGGAGAGGUUUAAAGAUUUUGAGAACCAAGUGAGGUUCAUUGCGAAGUUGAGGCAUCCAAAUUUGGUUAAAGUUCGUGGGUUUUUCUGGGGAGAUAAUGAGAAGCUUGUUAUUUAUGACUAUGUCUCCAAUGGCAGCCUUGCAAGCUCAAGCUCCAGAAAGCCAGGUUCAUCACCAUUGCAUCUACCCCUAAAGGUCCGGCUCAAUAUAGCAAGAGGAGUAGCUCGAGGACUAGCCUUCAUUCAUGACAAGAAGCACGUGCAUGGCAGCAUCAAACCCACCAACAUCCUCUUCAACUCUGACAUGGACCCCAUCAUCUCCGAUUUCGGCCUAGAUCGGCUCAUCUCCGGCAACAACAAUAACUACAAAGCUAGCAACUUCAGCCAAAAUUUUGGACUCCAAAAAUCCAACUCCACUUCACAAAACCACCCAAUCACUGCAGCCAGCCCCUCUGCAACCCCUAGUUCAUCCACAACCACCAGUACGCUGCCGUAUCAAGCGCCGGAAUCGUUAAAGAACCCAAAGCCAAAUCCUAAAUGGGAUGUCUAUUCAUUUGGUAUUAUUUUGCUUGAACUUCUCACCGGCAGAGUUGUUUCAGAUCGAGAAUUAAGCCAAUGGAGCGUGAGUUCAAUAUCAAAGGAUGAGAAUCAGGUAUUGAGAUUGGCUGAUGUGGCGAUAAGAGCUGACUUAGUGGGUAGAGAGGAUGCCAUGGUGGCAUGCUUGAAAUUAGGGUUUAGUUGUGCUUGUUUUGCACCACAAAAGAGACCCACCAUGAAAGAAGUAGUUCAAGUGUUGGAGAAGAUCCUUUAGAAUGAAAAACCUUUUCAAAACUAAUGAUAAGUUUGGGUCCCACAAAAGUGUGUGUAGUUGGAUUAAAGUGGUAAGAGUUUCUUUUUCAUCUUUUGUUGACUUGAAGAAUCAAAGGGUACACAAAGAGAACAAAGAGACCUUAAUUAGUGUGGAUAUCUUGUACGAGACUCUGCAUGCUUUAUGUCAAUUUAUCAUUAUUAUAUAAAAAAAUAGUGAUUAAAUUUA
This is a messenger RNA of Manihot esculenta (cassava), 2918 nucleotides long. RefSeq names its product receptor protein kinase-like protein At4g34220. Bases 372 to 2693 code for a protein of 773 amino acids. Gene Ontology annotation, molecular function: receptor serine/threonine kinase binding; ATP binding; protein kinase activity. Lineage: Eukaryota; Viridiplantae; Streptophyta; Magnoliopsida; Malpighiales; Euphorbiaceae. The transcript has 2 exons. The record is from RefSeq and is a predicted model, not a curated record. Gene Ontology annotation, biological process: protein phosphorylation.